CGACGCGAUAAUUUGAAACUUCACAAGGAUCCUCACACUGGCGAAAAGCCUUGCCGAUCUGCUGUGCUCAAAAAUGAAAAUGGAUAUCAGGGUUCAUUGGCGUGCCCUAACACGGACAGUAUUACUCCAAGUGUCAAUCAGAUGGCACAUGCAACAUUGGAGAAUGGAAUGUGGAGCGAGGAAGCGCAGCAGUGUCAAGUUAAUUUGACCGACACUGAAAUCAACAUCAAUCACAUUAUGUUCUUAGCGGGCUUGUAA
Thelazia callipaeda (thelaziosis nematode) is the source of this 258-nucleotide messenger RNA. Lineage: Eukaryota; Metazoa; Nematoda; Chromadorea; Rhabditida; Thelaziidae. The record is from the annotation of a GenBank genome assembly.